Messenger RNA from Botrytis cinerea B05.10, 2849 nucleotides. RefSeq lists its product as hypothetical. The transcript is spliced from 2 exons. The record is from RefSeq and is a predicted model, not a curated record. The coding region runs from base 279 to 2621 and encodes 780 amino acids. NCBI's taxonomy places the organism in Eukaryota, Fungi, Ascomycota, Leotiomycetes, Helotiales, Sclerotiniaceae.
GACUUAUCUUCUCGCUUAAGCAUGCUGUGAGACGGAAGGGGGACAGAGAUUGGCAGAUAUGAAUGACUGCUGAUGUGGGGUUGCUGAUCUACGACAGGGCUGAAUAUAUAGCUCUAUUGAGUCGAUUAGGCUGGCUUUAGUUGAAAAGCUCAAGCUAUUACCGUUCCCUAACAUCUUAUACAAAUAUUCAUUUCUUGCUCUAUCCUUCGUUGUUGUCAAAAUACCAUCUUGCCACCAUCACUUCUCUAGCCGUUGCUGCGAUCUAUAGUUUUGGAACCAUGGAUCAGACUGCCCCUCCUCCAUAUAGCGAAACCGAUAUCUUCUCAAAUACCAAUACUACGAUCCCAACACCCACAACGACAGAAGCAGAUGAUGCAUCUAGAGUGAAUGGAAGAGCCCGGUCAGAUUCAUCAUCAACUGAUAAUUCGUUGAUAUAUACUCCUCCUUACUCGCCAACUGAGCCUGAUGAUCAACACUCGGAAAACGAUCGCAAAAAUCUCUCCCCUCACAACUACUUCGAGUCACGACCAUUACCGCCGCAAUAUUCGGCUCCAAGAACUACUCAACAUGAAAUUUGUGUUACGCCAAGAAGCACACCGGUUGAUAUCCCCAUCCCAUCUUCCGCAUCAGACUAUGGCAUUACACAGCAAGAUUGGUCAACCUUUGUAAACUACUUGCUACCUGACCACACCCUCAAUGUCAACAACGAUGUUGCAGACCGCAAGCUCAAAGCUGAAUUAAUUGACGAGCGUAUGCAUAGGCUUACGCUCGGUGAACAUGAUUAUUCUAGACUCGAUAUGAAUGAAGUUCAAGCACAGCUUCGUCCGCUUCGUCACCCCGUCACUGCAUCCAAUACGGAUUGGAUAAGACAAGUAGAUGAAGUGAUCCAAACCUGGAACUUGGGAUUCUUUCUUCCUCGUGGACUGGAGAUUAUUCGCAUUGAUUUGGAACAGCCCGAGUUGUUUCGGGAAAGAGAUAGUAGCAUGCCUGGCUCUUGGAUACCGGAUGAAGAAGAGUCACGCUUUCCCGAGCGAAAUCGAAGUCGGAGAGGCUUUUUGGGUUGUUGUUCUCCGUGUGGUCAAGGGGUUCGGGGGUUUAGAUUAGGCUCUAUGGUUGCGGAUGAUGAGGGAUUCCGAAUUGGAAGGAAUGGUAUUGUGGCCGACUCGAACGGACUGCGUAUUGGUAAUAUGUUUGUUGCUGAUGAUAAGGGAUUACGAGUUGGUGGUAAUCGAGGGAUUGUAGCUGAUGAGCAUGGGGUUAGUAUUGGAGGUCAUAGAUUUGGAGGGAGGGGGAGAGGAGGUAUGCAUGCGCCGGGGAUCAAUCGAGGAUGGGAACAAGAGCCAGAAGGGUGGCAUGGGAGGAACGGAUGGGGAAGAGGAAGAGGUGGUCCAAACACGCAGGAUCACCACAGAGGAAGGCACGAGCCUGAAGAGUAUCACCGCGGACGCUCACAAUUCUAUCACGAUCUCCAAGGAGGAAAACAGAGAGAUCAUUCCUCCUCAUCUUCCUCAUCCUCAUCCAGCUCCUCCAGUUCUUCCUCCUCUAUAUCCCUCGUUUCCCUCCCCUCCCUCGACCAGCUCCCCGACGACCAACUUCCCGCCGCCAAAGAAUCCCUACUAGAAUGGCUCCACCACCCCGAAUACCCCAUGACGAAACAAACAAGUCAGAAAACAAAACACGACAUCCAACCCGCGAAGAACAAGGACAAGAACAAGAACAAGAAAAAUCCCGAUCCCAACAUCGCCAACUCCGCAUCUCGCCAAGAUCUCGCCAACCUCCGCAAAGAAGUCGCAGAUCUCCUCCGAAAAUUCAACGACGAGCAGAAAUCUCAAAAAACCAUCCGCAAGAUUCUACGCAAAGAACAGCGGGGGUUAAAGAAAGCGCAUCGGAAAGAACGAAAAAACACACGGAAAGCAGAGCGAAAGGGCGCGAAAAGAGAUAAGAAAGAGAGGAAGAAGAUGGAGAAGAAAUGUAACAAGAGAGAUUUUCCACACAUUCUACCCUCGGCACCUACACCCACUUAUCCCAACAUCCCCGAGAUACCAAACGCGAGAUUUCCUCCGCUUCCCCAUUUUCCCGUCCCUACAUUCCACGCCCCGUUUCCCGGGGCACAGAAUCCUAACAUGGCUACUAUGUACGAAGGAACAUGGCCGUUUCUCUCUUCUCCUUCCCCUCCUCCUCCCCCUCACCACUCCCCUCCCAUUCCACCUCAAAUCCCCAGAUCCUGUAUCCCUCUCCCCCCUCCCCCUCCCUCGCCCUACGCGCAAAAUUCCUCACAAAUCCACGCGCAAGCUUCAUCUCUCCUAGCUAGCGCGACAGCCAAGGAAAUCGAAGCUCGCACUCUGGGGAUCGCGUUGGAGAGCGGGUAUUCGAAUGAGUGGGGGAGAAAUGGGGAUGGAGUGGAGAGAGAGAUGAAGAAGCGAGAAGUGGAGAGGCUAUUGGAGGAAUCGGGGGAGUUGAGGAGGGAGGGGGAGAAGUUGGUGGCGGAGGCGACGCAGAUGGAUGAGGAGUUUGCGAGGGAGAUUCAGGAGCGGGAACGGGAGGGGGAGGGGGAGGCGUGGGCAGGGUGGCUUGGAAGUAAUGCGGGUCAGAGGAGUGGGAUUUUUGGGAGGGGAAGAUGAAUGAAUCUAUUGAUAAUGGGGUAUCUGUUCUAUUCCGUCUAAGCGUUAUUGGGUAUGAAUCUACAAUCUGCGCUGAAUGUUCCGAGGAUUAAAUUGAUAAGUUCGGACAAAUGUAUUCCAAUUUUUAACCCAUAGCAUGCCCUAAGAGGUGAUCAUCUGAAGCCUAACAAUGUUCCAUCUAUCAAUCAGCCAUAAACACGAAUGCAUAUCUUUAAGCGAUGGUAGUGA